AUGCCCCCAAAGAAGAAGGCACGAGUGUCCCAGGCUGCCACGCCAGACCCUGAGCCAGCCACUCCAGUAGCGGCGACAACAGAGAAGACGGAUGAGCAGAUACUCAACGACCCAUGGACCGACGAUGAGGAGAUCGGCCUGUUCAAGGGGCUUAUGCGGUGGAAGCCUACAGGAAUCCACAAGCACUUCCGGCUAAUGGCUCUGCAUUCGUGGAUGCUGGAAAACAACUACAUCCACCCUCGAAACGAACAUACGAAACCACCAGGCAUAUGGGCGAAGCUCAACACAUUGUAUGACCUCCCAGCACUCGAUGCGCGGGAGAAUGCACGACAACUAUCGCCGGAAUGGACCUCGGAAGAGCAGGAGGAGGAAGCCCAGAAAGAGGCAGAGGAAGAUGGAGCCGAGGUAUACAGUCUAGCGGCCAACAAGAUUGAGAAUGAAGACUUCUCUCUACCACCUGAGGACGGGUUCGAUGACCUGAUGUGGAAGGCGAGGUUUCCGUUGGAGAAAGGAGAGGAAAGCGACUUUGAGCUGCCAGAGCUCAACCUUGCGGACCAGCCUCCUAUACGUUUUACACCGAGCUUUAGUAUCGAACCGAGCGAAGCUGCUACGCCAAGUUCGAAAAGAGGCAGGGGUGGACCGCGUGGUAGAGGUUCAAAAGCGGGCGCUGCUGCUUCAGAUGCUGGUGCAAGGCGAAGGAGUACAAGAAACACCGAGAGUGUCGCAGAUAAAGAGGAGGAGAAAGAAGAGGAGGAAGAGGCCGAGAAAGACGAGGGAGAUGAGGAGGAUGAGGAUGAAGAAGACGACAGCGAUGAAGAGGAGGAAGAGGAGGAGGAAGAAGAAGAUCAAGAGAGUGCACCUGCUAAGCGGAGAGGACGGUCAGCGAAAGUUACAAGAGGCAAAGGAGCUGGGCGAGGGCGAGGUCGAGGGCGAGGGCGAGGAAAGUGA
Messenger RNA from Zasmidium cellare ATCC 36951, 948 nucleotides. RefSeq lists its product as uncharacterized. The transcript is spliced from 2 exons. NCBI's taxonomy places the organism in Eukaryota, Fungi, Ascomycota, Dothideomycetes, Mycosphaerellales, Mycosphaerellaceae. Bases 1 to 948 code for a protein of 315 amino acids. Gene Ontology annotation, cellular component: nucleus; NuA4 histone acetyltransferase complex. The record is from RefSeq and is a predicted model, not a curated record. Gene Ontology annotation, biological process: regulation of transcription by RNA polymerase II.